This is a messenger RNA of Habropoda laboriosa, 3672 nucleotides long. RefSeq names its product elongation of very long chain fatty acids protein 6 (gene Baldspot). Gene Ontology annotation, cellular component: endoplasmic reticulum membrane. Gene Ontology annotation, molecular function: fatty acid elongase activity. Lineage: Eukaryota; Metazoa; Arthropoda; Insecta; Hymenoptera; Apidae. The record is from RefSeq and is a predicted model, not a curated record. Gene Ontology annotation, biological process: fatty acid elongation, saturated fatty acid; fatty acid elongation, monounsaturated fatty acid; fatty acid elongation, polyunsaturated fatty acid. Bases 299 to 1174 code for a protein of 291 amino acids. The transcript has 3 exons.
GCGUGAAAACCACUAGCACUGAAAGUCAGCCUUGUCUCGUCGUGUUCAACGAAUAUGCCCACUUAAAGCAGGCAGCCGCGACUGCCCGCUUAUCAGUGCGAGUCUCUGUCUUUCCGUGUGCACAAAUCAAGUAAACGAGCGGUUGUCCGUGAACCACCUUGUUUCUUCUUCCUCCAUCGACUUGUUCUCAAAGUACCGCUUCCUCGGCCCACUUUGUGUCAAUUGGCAUUAGGGAGGUGAAGAAAUAAGGCCUCUCUGAUUGUUUUGUGAGAAGCAGACAGAAAAAGACUAUUCCAAGAUGAACAAAGUGGAUUACAUGGAGGUCACUGUACCUAACUACUCGUAUGUCUUCAACUUUGAAGAAACCUUCCGCCAUAUGGAUACCAAGAUAUGGAUGACAAACAAUUGGACAAAUGGUUUCUACUACUGUGGCAUAUAUAUGAUUCUAAUUUUUGGAGGGCAGCAUUACAUGUCAAACAGACCAAAAUUUGAACUGAGAGGCAUACUUACGCUGUGGAACACAAUGCUUGCAACGUUCUCCAUUAUUGGAUUUACUAGAACAGCACCAGAAUUGAUCCAUGUGUUAAAGCAUUAUGGGUUUUACCAUAGUGUUUGUAUACCUAGCUUCAUUGAACAAGACUGUGUGUCUGGUUUCUGGACGUGGAUGUUUGUCCUAUCAAAACUUCCAGAGCUUGGGGACACAAUCUUCAUUGUGUUGCGAAAGCAGCCUUUGAUCUUUCUGCAUUGGUACCACCAUAUAACAGUUCUUCUUUACUCAUGGUUCUCAUACAAAGAGUACACAGCAUCAGCUAGAUGGUUUGUUGUAAUGAAUUAUUUUGUUCACUCUGUAAUGUACUCUUACUACGCUUUGAAAGCAAUGGGAUAUAAGCCACCGAAGGGAAUUCCUAUGCUAAUUACUACAUUGCAACUAGCACAAAUGGUUAUUGGCUGCAUCAUAAAUGUUACAGCUUAUCAGUACCUGGAAAGUGGCCUGGGUGACUGCCACAUUUCACGUACAUGUGCCACAUUUGGUCUUCUCAUGUACUUCAGCUACUUCGUUCUCUUUGCUAGAUUCUUCCGAAAGGCUUAUCUAAGUGGUAAACACCGUAACAAAGUAGGAAAGAAGCAUUAUGAGAAUGGAACAGCAGAAUAUGAGAAGCUCAAGGCUAAUUAAAGCACACCAACAUUUUUGGAAACUUUUUCUAGAGACACUUUCCAGAGGCAUUUCUUGAAAACACUUUCUGAAAAUGUUUCUUAACAGCAUUGUUUUUGAAAUGCUUUUCAAAAAGUGUCCUUUGGACAUGUUUUUGUAGAAGUCUUUGUUAACACGAAGUCAUAAAAGUUGUGGUAGGAUGGAAGUGGUGAUGCAUUAUUUGAAGUUAUAGCACACUGAAUUUCAUGGGAAUAUUAAAUGUUGCACACUGAAUUUAAUAAUAAAAUUCAUGAUAACUUAUUUAACGCAUUCUAUGUUAAAUAUGUUAUCAACGAAUAAGGAGCUUCUUAGAAGUACUUGAAAAUUUUAUUUUCCCCACUAGAGAAACAAUUUCUGAAGAAAUUUCUUGAUAAACAUUUUCCGUGACACUUCUUUGUGAAGUUAACGUUUUACAAACGCUUUGGUAGAACGAGGAUGGAGACAUAAUAGUUAAUGAUGUAGCACGUUGUAUAAAUGUAUUAUUUAAUAUCGAAUUAUUUAAUACUAAAAAGAUAUAUUGAACAUAGCACAGCUCAACAGCAAACACGAUAUAUUUUUAUUAACUUUAAGAAUAUGUUUGACAUAUUUAUUAUUAUGCAUAUGAGAAUGUAUAAAUACCGUUGAAACAUUGUAACGAAUAUAUAGUGAUUUGUGUGAAUGAAACACGAAUAAUAUACAGAAAUGUUUAUCGUGAUUGAUAUAUUAGAAAUUUAUUUUUUUAUACCGUUUAAUCGAAUUUAUAAUUUCGCAGUUUUAAAUGCGAUCAUUUUUUCUGAACCAACAUAAAAAAUUUACGGUAUAUUAUCAUUGGAAAAAGAGAAGAAAAGAGAAAGAAAAAUAAAAAAUUAUUCCCAAAUCUCGUUCUACCGGAAUAAAGAUUAGAAAAAAAAGUUGCUUAUGGAGAAACCAAUGAAAGAAUGGGAAAAUCACGAGUGAAACUUUAUUAGGCCUACCUCCAAUACGAGCUAAGAAAUAUUCUUCGUAGAAAAUAGUAAACAAAAUGAUAGAUAAUAAUUUGAGAGUACAAUUAUAAUCCUGAAUUGUUAAGCAUGAUUUAAGCAUUCACGACCAUUUGAAAGAAGAAGAAAAAACUAAAAAGAAAAAAAAUGAGAGGAUUUAUAUUUACUAUUUUCUAUCACGACUAUUUUGUGCUGCUAGGAAUAAUAAAAUGGGCUGCUUACUGAUGUCUUGUAACUUUCAAAGUGUAGUCAGCCUUGCAGAGACGUUUAUUCUGUUCUUUUCUAAAUUUUGUAUAACAUAGUUUUUGUUUCUUUCAAACAAAAUUUCUGUACAAAUGUGGUUAUACAUUUAUUCAUCUGUUUAAAUCAUCAAUAAUGGAAAUUUAGCAGUCAUGUAUAUUAUGUAUAGUAAGAAAUGCAUAAAGUGAAGCAAACAUAAAGGACCAUAUGUUAAACCUGGAAAACUGUCACUGUAAGAAGUGAUAGUUUUAAAACCAUAAGAUUUAUUGAAAAUAAGGUGAAUCGUUUAAGAAAAAAAAAAAGGAUGUAUUGAAAUUAUUUUUUUGUUUAGUAAUUUUAUAUCGUUAAAUAAACAUCUUUGUAGGGAUGGUCGCCCUUUGAAAUGUGAACUGGCCGAUUCUAGUCGCAUGGUCAGGAUAAGAGCAUUUUUUAGCGAAAGUGGAAAUGUUAUUAAAACAUGAUUCAAUAUUUAAAAUGAUUGUCCACGCCGCUGAUCAUCGACGCGCACUUUCAUAUCUAAAAUUAUUUAAAUACUUUCUUUUAAAAAUUUUACAUCACAUUCGACUGGACGCAUUUUUUUUUACUUUUUUUUUUUACAAAUUGCCGGUUUCCUUCCAACUCGCACAAAUAUUGCCAAUGCAGCUUUGAAAUCGUACAUUGAUUUAAGUACACGCUAAAACGUGUAACUUGCAUAUUUUUUAUAAAUUAUUUCGUUCGUUAUUUAAUUUAAGAACAGUCGAUAAAUAGUUUUAAAUGAUUAUACAGUUUUUAAUAAGUAUUUAAUUUGUACGAAGUAAUAGUAAUUAUUCCGACCUGCGCGCAUAUGUUUUCUCUUGUUUAUUCAAUCGAAAGACCACUGACAAUAUCGAAGAGAACAAAGUCAGUCCAGCGGAAGACAAUAUUUGAUUUUAACAGAAAAUAUUGCCAAAGGUAUCCCUAUGUUCAAUUCAGGUUUUGUGUAAUUUAACUUGCCUAUUUAUUUAACUGAAUAAUGUUGAUAUAAUAAUGGUGAAUAUUGGUUGGCUGGUGGUGCGUGGUUCAUUUGGUGAAUAAGAAGAAUUGAAUUGUUCAUAUGAAAUAUUUAUAUAAGUUAUAAAGAGGAAAGAGGAAAAUAUUAGGGUAACAGAAAAAACCGCGAGUUUAUAGGAAAUCCUUUCUAGCAAUGUGUCAGUAACUCGUAUCAUAAAAACAAGAAACAAAAACAGGGAAAGUACAAAAACACGUAAUGUAACACGAGCCGAAUAAAGUUAAAUAUAUAAUGUAAUUUGUAAAAAAAAAAAA